CUGUUUGUUUGACCCUGUGCCAUCAGAAGCAGAACACAGCAGAAAUAAAGUCCGCCCUCCCAUAAUAAAAAAAAAAGAAAAAAUGGAGAAAGGAACUAGUGACAUAUCGAUAAGAAGCGAGAUCCACUUCACUGUUUGAGCUGCAGAGCAACUUCAGGUGGACUCUGGUUACAAAGUCCGACUACCUAUACUCCAAAAUGACAAAGGUUUUAGUUUAUCCGCUCUUUUCGCUAUUGAUCCUUUUCUGUGUGGAGUCAUGUUUUAUUCCCCAUUCACAUUAUAUCUUUACACCACAAAGCAUUCCAGCUGGAUACCAGCUCAUGAAAGUUGAAACUGUGGACUGUGACCCUGACACACUUCAUCUAACUGUGGAGGAUCCUAGUUUUGCAGUGCAGAGCAACGGGAUCAUAGUAGCAGUGAGUCCUGUAUCUGUAGCAACCAGAGGGCGGACAUUUUCUGUCAGGGCGCAGGACAAAAGCGGGACGGGAAGUGAGAUGGAAGUUCACCUUGUUUGCAGUGCAAAGAGGCAGACAAAUAAAAAUGGGCAGGAUGUCUUAAAGCGCACAAAAAGACACUGGGGUCCACCCCCCCUCAACAUCCUGGAGAAUGAUGUGGGGCCUUUUCCUAAGGACAUGGAAAGAAUUGUGUCAGAUUCAGAUGUCGAUUUUGAUGUGUUCUACACUGCUGAAGGAAAAGGAGUGAAUGAAUUCCCCUUCGGUGUCUUCAGUCUUGAUAAAGAUACCGGAUUACUGAGAGUGCACAAGACAAUAGAUCGAGAGAUAAAUCCAAAGUUUAUACUAAAGAUCAAUGCUUUGGAUAAAAUAACUCAAGAGAAAGGAGACGAACCUUUGUUCCUUGAAAUAAUAGUGGAUGAUGUUAAUGAUAAUAAUCCAGAGUUGGAAGGCAGCCUUAAUUUCUCUGUGGAUGAGCAAACUGCAAAUAUGGUAGUGGGGAAAGUGAAUGCUACAGACAAAGAUGAUUCCAAAACUGAUCACGUGAAAAUCAAAUACAUACUCAAAGAUGGGCUGGAACAUUUUGCCAUCAACCCAGAUACGGGUGUCAUCACCACUGUGUCCAACACACUGGACCGAGAGACAAAAGACAAGCAUAUGGUGACUGUAGAGAUCAGAGACUUGAAGGGGGCACCAAAUGGUCUUUCUAACACAGCUACGGCAACAAUCACCUUGAACGACAUCAAUGACAACCCACCAACUUUCAGAGAAACAUCUUUUAAAGCCACCACUCCAGAAAAUAAGGAGGAGGAACAUCUUAUCCUUAGAAUUCCUGUGGACGAUAAAGAUUUAAAUACCACAGAUAACUGGGUUUCCAAAUUUGUCAUCACAAAAGGAAAUGAAAAUGGAUAUUUCAGGAUUGAUACUGAUCCCGAGAUAAAUGAAGGACUUCUCUAUGUUACAAAGCCCUUAGAUUACGAGAAGACCAAGAAUAUAGAGCUCAUGAUUUCGGCCCAGAAUGAAGCAGAGCUGAAAGGCACCACUGCCCAGUGGCUGUCUGUCCCAGUGAACGUUGCUGUCACUGACAUCGACGAAGGCCCUGAAUUCCUUGCUCCGACUGUUACCUUCACAGUUGAUGAAAACUUACGAAAUGGCACAAUAAUAGGAACAUACAAAGCUAUAGAUCCAGAGACCAAGAGCAGCGACGGAAACAUGUAAUCCUCUUUUUUUUUUUUUAUUGCCUUAAUUUUUAAAAGGGAUUUCCUUUUUGUGGAUCGACAGAACUAUAGCACUCUCCAAAAACACAGCUUUUGGAUUAUCUUAACCCUUUGUUGAUGCUUUGCAAAUAAAUCCCUGAAACAUUUGUUUCACAAUUUAUAAGAUUUGCAGUGAGUUUGUCGAUUUCUUUUCUCCAGAACUAAUAACAGGAGAAUUUUGGACAAUAUUCACUAUUUCCAACAGUUGAUAGUUUGUUUUCCUUUAUCUAACGUAAUAUAAAACUUUCUAAAUGUGCAAUUAGACUGAAGCUUCUAAUUUACAGAAAGUCUCGCUUUGAGUUCUUUCUCAAAGAGCUAAAUAGGAAGACGGAAAGGAUAAAAAAGGAGGAAUAAAUAAAUAAAUUAACAAAGAGGCUUAUUCUAUUUCAUUAUGGCCUGUGGAUAUUUGUUGUCAUCCUGCAUUUUAAGAUUGGGAAUGUCUUCCAACGGUGUUAAAAUAUACUUUUAAAUGUAUUUGACUGCAAUAAAACAAUGGCUGGUUGAUAAAGUUUUUUUUUAAUAUUACAACAAGAUCUAU
Molecule: messenger RNA, 2246 nt
Organism: Cyprinodon tularosa
Lineage: Eukaryota; Metazoa; Chordata; Actinopteri; Cyprinodontiformes; Cyprinodontidae
Product: cadherin-4-like
Exons: 10
Coding region: 198-1670 (490 amino acids)
Biological process (GO): calcium-dependent cell-cell adhesion; cell-cell junction assembly; synapse assembly
Cellular component (GO): catenin complex; plasma membrane; lamellipodium
Molecular function (GO): calcium ion binding; cadherin binding
Source: RefSeq, a predicted model, not a curated record